UUGGAAUAAACAUAAAAAUGUAUUUAAAAAACAUAUCAUUUAUAAUAAUCUAUCAUAACGUUAAAUUUACCAUUUUUGAAGAUAAAACUUUUUUAAAUAUAUUUUACGACGUAGAUGGUAGCACUGCACGGGAAAAGUUCAUGGUCGAACUGACUACACGAAACAUUCGGAAAUUGUAAUCAAUGGAAAUAUGAUCAUAGGCACGAAACAGCUGUGACCGACACACUCGCGCUUUGAAAACUUUGUAGCACAGCCGAAAUUCAACAGCGAUGCCUCACUAACGGAUAUGUUUUCUACCAAUUCAAUGGGCAUUGAAGAUUCACUUUCUUGGUAUCAAAAGAAAAUAGGCACCUAUGACAAGCAACAAUGGGAGAAAACAAUUGAACAACGCAUUUUGCAUGGCUUGAAUAAUAUUCAGCUGAAGACAGCAAAACCCAAAACUGAUCUGAUUGACUUGGACCUUGUCAGAGGAUCUUCCUUUACAAAAGCAAAACCAAAACAUGGGUUUUGUACAGUUUUUAGACUAUCUAUAUUGAGGAUAGUUUUUCUGCCACUCUACUCAAGAUGGUGGGUGAGACAAACAUCAGGCAAGAUAUUUCUUGCUCUUUUGUUUCUCUAUCUACUACAGUUGUUAAACAUUGGGAUUUAUUCUUAUCACUCAAAAGAUUUGAAUAUUCCAGUGUCGGAAUUCGUCGUUCCAUUGCUAAUGAUCUGGAUAUUUAGUUUUGUACAUUCACAAAUAGUUGCAACUAAUCCUGGCCCAGAUGUAGAGCAUGUUGCAACGGCAGUCAAGAAAAACUACAAGCGUCGCGGUAUACGAAAAUCGCGCAAAACAAAAUCUGAUGGAACAAAGCGUACGCGCGCCUUACGAUCUGAUAAAAAUGUUUUAUUCCAAGAAAACGAAGUGAUAAUACCUAAUAAGACUAAGGGCGAAUCGAUGUUAUCAAGAACUAGAAAUAAAAUUAGAAAUAGACGCGAUAAGAGCAAAGUCGUGGAUGAUGACGGCUUCGAGAGCCUAAACGGUUAUGGUUCCAGUCCCAGUGACAUUGGCGACUUGGAUAAGUCGCCCUUGCAACAAGCUUCAACUUCGAAAAGCUCUGGUAUACGCUGUAAUGAGUGGGUGCAUUCCUUACCUCUAAGACGGAGGCAGUCAGCUCCCGAAAUUAGAUACUCCAGUAUUUACCAGCACCGGACUGAUUCCGACAGUGAUCAAUCAGUUGCCAUCGAGGUGCCUGCUCCACACCUACCGCGCACCGCCUCACAAAAUGACAUUUUCGACCAUUCAAACGGAAUCUUCGUUGGUUUAUCCGCUUGUAAUUUAUUAGCAAGUAAACAACGUUUGGAAAGUACAUGUGAUACAGACGAGGAAGGCGAAUGCGAAACGAUUUCCUCACCGGACACAGUCACAAGUGGACAUGUAGAUCCACAAACCUCCGGGAAUGAAUGGAUACCAAUCGGGUUGACUACAAACAGCGAAGAGUGCAGUUAUAGUUCGGAGCUGUCUGAAUCAGACGGACAGUAUGAUAUUGACGCACCUACUAAUUCUAUUCUAAGUCCAUAUUGUGGGCCAUCCGGGCGGGUGAGUUGCACGAUAUGGGACCGCAAAGAAAUCAAAAAAGCAGACCUUUCUGUAGUGGAGAUCAGUUCUGUGAUUAUCGCACGUGUGGAGACAAUGCCCGGGAAUACGGAUUGUUUCUAUGUGGGCAUGUUUAUUACAACUAUCAUUUCGAUUCUGCCGUUAUUGUGUCGGUUUUGUGAUAAGGCGAUAGAUACAUCUUCAGAGGAUGAACUGCAGGUGACAGUCGUGCAGAUUGGUCAUUUAGUAAUGACAAAAUUUACGGAACCAACUUCGGAGAUUUUUGCGGCAUUUUUUGGGACGUAUUUGGAAAGUUUAAUAAUGCUUAUUGCUGCAAUCGAACGUUUUGUCAUUGGUUUCUUCCUAUUUUUCCUUCUCUCAGUGGCCGAACGCACGUUUAAACAGCGUUUCCUUUACGCCAAAUUAUUCUCACAUCUCACAUCCUCGCGCCGCGCUAGAAAAUCCGACCUUCCACAUUUUCGCCUUAAUAAAGUACGUAACAUUAUAACUUGGUUAUCAGUGCGUUCGUAUCUCAAGAAAAGAGGCCCGCAACGCUCUGUCGAAGUGAUAGUCUCAGCAACCUUUAUUACAACGCUACUUCUCUUAUCCAUCAUUUGCAUGGAGUCACUGAAAGACACAUUCGUCUUAAACUCGCAGUAUAAUCUUGAGAUACUCAUCUGGAGUAUUGGACUUGGAACUCUAAUUCUACGAUUUCUCAUCCUGGGUGUGAAAAUUAAUAAAAAAUAUCGCAACUUGUCGGUGCUCAUCACAGAACAAAUCAAUCUGUACCUGCAGAUUGAACAGAAACCGCAUAAGAAGGAGGAACUUAUGGUGGCAAACAGCGUAUUAAAACUGGCAGCUGAUUUACUCAAGGAACUGGAAAGCCAAUUCAAAAUAUUAGGCCUCUCAGCAAAUCCUGUGCUGUACAAUAUCACAAAAGUGGUGAUAUUAUCGGCUCUUUCAGGAGUAUUAUCCGAGAUCUUGGGCUUCAAGUUGAAGCUACAUAAAAUCAAACUAAAGUAGGGCGAACAAAUAGUGAUUGAAUUCAUAGACUUUUAUCUAAAUGAAACAGAUUAUAUUGAUUUAACAGUAGCUGUUAAAGUUUAGAGAUUAUAAUCUAAUACAAAUUGAAAAUACUUGCUAUAA
Messenger RNA from Dalotia coriaria, 2722 nucleotides. It is a transcript of the gene phtf, whose product is annotated as putative homeodomain transcription factor. Gene Ontology annotation, cellular component: endoplasmic reticulum. The record is from RefSeq and is a predicted model, not a curated record. Lineage: Eukaryota; Metazoa; Arthropoda; Insecta; Coleoptera; Staphylinidae. Bases 287 to 2599 code for a protein of 770 amino acids. The transcript has 6 exons.